UUGUUCGCUUUGCACUCACACAUCAUGGCUUCCGGGUCCAUGAGGGAAACGGUCAAAAGCCUCCAUACCAUCUUCUCCGUUCCGGCUGUCCCAUAUCCGCUCCCCGACGGCAUCAAGGAAACAAUCCAGAGCUUCCUCGAUCGGUAUGCCAACAUCGACGACCACGACUCCCAGCGCUUCCACGAUGACCUCUAUUCGCUUUACACAAAACAUGUUGCCGGCCAGCCGGACAAGAUCCCAACCUUCUUGCAACUCCUGAACAUUUCGCGCCCUGCCUUGACGGGCGAAAUGAGGUGGAAGGAAUGGUGGGAUGUCGUGCUGAAGCCCACCAUCGACAGCGUGGGUCACAAGAGGCAUGAGGUUGAAGAGGCAAGGGAUCUACUGCGGUCCAUAUUACUCUACGAUGCCGACGACGACAAGGACGGAGACCACAGCCGUCUCUCUAACCUGUUCCUAGGGAACCUGGUGGACAUCUACCUGGCCAGGACCAAGGUACCCUCGACGGCCGAUCACAUCAAUUCCCAGGAGGACGACCAUGUCUCACAGGAAAUCGAAUCCGUUUUGGUAGCUUUUGGGCGGAAACGUCCCAAGGAGCUGCUUGCUGCAGUGGACCAUCUCUUCGUUCAGAAGCAGCAUCGUGUCCAGGCUCUCAUACUGCUAAAUGCAUUUGUUCGGUUGCAGACACCUCACCUACACCUUGUACUCGAAACCUCCAUCAUCCAGCACCUCGAGAAAUGUCUGUUGAUCGAUACAUCCCCAACCGUCGUCAGCCAGGCUCUCAUGAUUCUCAUCAUGUUUCUGCCCCACAUAACUGCCAAUCUGAAGUCCGACCAUCACCUAUCCCGACUUUUCCUCAUCUAUAGCCGGAUACUAUGCUGGGACAAGCUCGACACCCCCAACGACGUUGUAGCCCAAGAUGCAUCAUCCGAUGAGGAGGAAGAUCAAGGCGACGAGGAGGAAGAUUCAGAACCCGCCUGGGAGAAGUUAGACCAAUCCGCCGACUCUAUGGAUACCUCGCCUCCAACGCUGCUGCACUACUAUACCUUUCUCUACGGGUUGUUUCCACUGAAUUUUAUGAGCUUCAUUCGCAAACCUAGGAAGUUUCUCAAGUCGCUCAACUUUCCUGGCGCCGACGAUUUCGACCUGGAUCAGGAUCUAAUCCAUUCACGGACCGAGCCUUAUCGUCGUGUUCAUUUGUUGCAUCCCAACAUGUUCACUACCACAGUUGAAGACGAGUUGAACGAAAAUCGCUGGUUGAACAGUGAUCCUGCUGAUGUGGUCAUGGAAUGCAUGGACUUAUGCGUAGCAGUAUCAACCACUCUGGACGAUCCUGGGCCACCGCCGGCCACUAAGCUUCCCGACCUUCCUUCACCUCCCAAUUCCAACACUCCUCUCCCAAGAGCCGAAUUCGAUGAUGGCUCCACAAUUACUGGGUCGACAGCUAGCUGGAGGAACACGCAGUCGACAACCGUUGCUUCAUCUACCAAUGGCCAGUCCGACUUGCCCGAAAGUCCCGAGGAAGCACCCAAGAUUAAGUCAAUUAGAUCGGAAUACUCUGCCUCUCCUUUGCUAAAAUGCAAAGAUGUAUUGGACUCCCCUACUCUUCCACCCAUGAAAGAUGCCACCAAGAAGAAUCACUUUCUCGGGGCGCCUCUGGCCAUGCCGCAACGCCUUGUCGUUCCCUCCCCGAGCAUAGAUAACAUUUCAGCCCUGGCUAAUACUGUCGGCUCCCCCACUCAUUCCGAGUUUCAGAACCUAAGCAUGGCUGCUUUACAGAGGGAAAUUAUGCUUUUGCGCAACGAUCUGAAUUUUGAGCGCUACAUGAAGUCUCAGCACCUUUCUCAUAUUGGGCAGCUCCAACGCAAGCAACUCAAAGAAGCUACUGCUGAAGCGGACACCCAAAAUCUUAUCAACACUAACAAGACAUUGAAAGCCCGGCUCACAAAAAUGAACGAACAGUAUGCGCAGCUCAAGAAAGAGACCCUCACCAGUCGCAGCCAGUCCAAGAAAUGGGAGGGAGAGUUGAGUGGGAAAGUCCGUUCCUAUAGGGACGAUCAAAAAUCAUGGCAAAGCGAAGAGGAGUCUCUGCGUUUUGAGCUCAACAAGACGCGGGCUGACUUUGAUCAUCUCAAGAAAAUUGUCGAAAGAGCAGAAGCUGAGCAAUUGCGCGCCCAGCAGCGAACCCAUGCCCUCGAAGUUGAACUUAAAGAUUAUGGUCAGAUGCGUCGAGAACUAGAAGCUGCCCAAGACAAGAUAAUCGGGUUUGGAGAUCAGUCGAAAGAUCUCAGUCUCAUGAUUCAGCAGCGCAACGAGCUACGGAAUGAGCUUGAGAGUGCCAACUUACGAUAUAGCAGUCUUGAACUCGACCGCCAACGAUCAGUUCAAGCCUACGAACGUCGUAUCAUGGAGCUUGAGUCACAACUACAUCGCAGUGACAGACCAGUCGGAAGACCUGGGCAGCUACCACCCUCUGUACAGCAGAUGCUCGACUCAGCGCUGGCAUCCAACAACGCGAAAUUGGCAAACAUGAAAAAAAUGUAUCAUCGCCUUCAAGAUCAAAGAACUGAGCUCGAAAUGCAGUAUCACGAGCUAGAUGCUGAGCACCAAGCCCUUUUGGGCAAGCUGCGCAACAACGAUCGAGCCGGCUAUGCUUCCGAGAAAGACACUCCCGUGCGAAACUUUAGCCUCGUCAAUAGCCAUCGUAACAGUCGGGUCCAUGAAUCGAAUUUCACACAGCCCAAUUAUGCCGACCUUCCGGAAGGACACGACCCUUAUGCCGAUUAUCAAUCACCGGAAUACCGGUCUCCCACCUCCCCUACGUCUACAUCGACAUCGCGACCAGUACGAUAUGAAUCGAUGCCGCUACAGCGACCUUACCGAGGCCAGCGAGAUCAUCUUUCUGAGGCUUAUGAAGAUCAUCUUGAUGCUCAAAUUCAGAACCAGAGAACUCCCGAAGUUCCAGCAUCAAGCGGAAAGAGCGCCUACUCUGUCGACACGAACAGUAGCAAGGGGGACAAGAAGGACAAGGCAGCCGCAGCACCUAAGCCAGAGCUGCGUAUAUAUGGGCGUGGCGGCGCACAAAACAUUUCUAGCCUCAAGAAGAAGGAGAAGGAAGCCAAGGAGCCUUCCUCUAAAAAGACGGGGGGUUUCCGCGGCUUGAAAGGCAUUAUGUAAUCUACCAUUCUUUUAUCAUUAUGACGACCAUUCACUUUAGCGAUUGCAUUUUCUGGGCGGAUGAUUUUUGAUCGACUUUGAGUCACAUUGUUCAAAUUCUUGACAACCUUAUCUUCAUUGCUUUUUUUUUCUUGUAUUCUCGCUUCGUCUUGUGCCCCGGCCCGUAUUUACAGGGUAUCCUUCCCGCAGGUCUUUAUGGGAGGGAAUAGAGAGAUCGAAAAGUUCAAAGAUGUAUAACCACAUAUAUUUCUGAUGUUUUUACUUUUCCGAACAUAACCACUCUUGUCGGCAUCCUUUGCAUGGAAGGAGCACCAGUUGGAAACGCCGACUGCACGAUUGACAUUGAAAAAUCGGGGAACUCCAUCUCUCUGCCAAGUCCGUUCACCUUCUCAAACACAUUGAUCGGUGAGCAACAAUCAAAAGAAAAAUAACAUGCACAAAAUCCCCUUUUGUGACUAGGCCAACAAUGAACGUUCCUGUUAACACCCGCACUUUCCCCCCACGCAUCAGGCACGGCCUUAACACCCCCCACAUAUAAACACCUGCCGCUCGCCAGAAAUACGUAAGGAAAGCAAACAAUAAAUAACAAGCGCGCGUUUACAAAAUGUGGGCCGCUUCGUAUC
Molecule: messenger RNA, 3797 nt
Organism: Periconia digitata
Lineage: Eukaryota; Fungi; Ascomycota; Dothideomycetes; Pleosporales; Periconiaceae
Source: the annotation of a GenBank genome assembly